Molecule: messenger RNA, 460 nt
Organism: Paramecium sonneborni
Lineage: Eukaryota; Ciliophora; Oligohymenophorea; Peniculida; Parameciidae
Source: the annotation of a GenBank genome assembly
AAUGCUUUUAAAUAAAGGACUUUAUAAACAUUAAUAUUGUCUAUCCCUUCAUUCAAAUCCAGAUCCUGUAAAGAUCACAUUUCAUUUUUAAGAAUCACAACCUAUUUGUCCACUUAUUAAGAUGCCUACAUAAAAAGUUGAGUGGUUAUAAGCUAAAUUUCCAUCAAUCAAAAGUAGGUAUUAAAAUACAGAAUCUUAAACAGAAAGACCUAAAAUUAAUUAAAAAAAAUGUCAUUCAAGAUUACCUUCUUAGGUUAGAUCAACUCCAACAUCACCCUUUACUAUCAUAAUGAGAACUAAUAAUCCAUCAUCUAAUAAUGAAUUUGAUAAUUCAAUUACUAAAACAAUACGUUAUGAAUAGUUCUAAAAUAAAUAAUAUUUAGUAAAUAAAUAUUUAGCUCCAAGAAAAUUAGGAUUACAUAGAGGAAUCAAUCUAGUUAAUUUUGGUAUUGACAAAUGA